AAUAGAAAUACACAUUCACAUGGAGAUUUAAUUAUUCAAUUUGAUGUUAAAUUUCCAGAUGAAAAUUUUCAUUUAACUGAAAAUCAAUCGAAACAAUUACAAUCUAUUCUUCCAUCGAAGAAACAAAUUAAAUUGAAUAGUAACGAACUUUCUGAAUCAGUUCAAAUGACAAAAUAUGAUAUUACAGAAGAGAACUUUCAAAAUGAUCAUCAAGAUAAUACAGAAGAAGAUGAUGAAGAUGAUGAUGCUCAUCAACAAUCUCAAGGUAUUCCAUGUCGUACUCAAUAA
Molecule: messenger RNA, 288 nt
Organism: Adineta steineri
Lineage: Eukaryota; Metazoa; Rotifera; Eurotatoria; Adinetida; Adinetidae
Source: the annotation of a GenBank genome assembly